Lampris incognitus (smalleye Pacific opah) is the source of this 1926-nucleotide messenger RNA. It is a transcript of the gene dcst1, whose product is annotated as DC-STAMP domain containing 1. Gene Ontology annotation, cellular component: membrane. Lineage: Eukaryota; Metazoa; Chordata; Actinopteri; Lampriformes; Lampridae. Bases 1 to 1758 code for a protein of 585 amino acids. The record is from RefSeq and is a predicted model, not a curated record. The transcript is spliced from 14 exons.
AUGACUGACACUGUCGACCCGGCUGCCCUGAAGCAGCUCAGACCUCCACACAGCAGUUUGUUCCUGGGCCUCUUUCAUAAUCUCCCUCCAACCUUUGAACUGAGGCUGACAGCAGGAUGUAUUUUUGUUGCACUGUGUAUCCUCGGUGGAGUGUUCUCUUCUUACUUCCGUUGCUCAGUCCUCCUGAUGUUUCCCAGCAUGCUUGGCUCUCGUGGGCGGGCCUAUGUGAUGGUCUUCAUCCUCUCUGCACUCUCCAGUGGCCCGCUUGCCAAUAUCCAGAGAAAUGUCCAGGACCUGUCUCUCUCUCUGGCCUGUAACCUGGACCUGCAGGUCCAACACAGCAAGACCAUGUGGAGGGCCGCACUGCAGCCUUUCAUACAGGUGGCCCAGGACAUAGUGGACGACAGCACUAAGUUCCAGCAGGAAGCCAGGAACAUCAGCAGGAAGUUCCAAAACAUCCGAGAUGAGGUGAUUGGUCAGUACGGCUACGACCGUUUCAGACCGCAGCCCACGGGCAACAACACACAGGACCAGUUUACUGCUAAAACUAUGAUGCAGUGUGACACGGUGGUGGAACAGGGGAUCGGACGCUGUAAAGAGUGGUUCGAGGUGAGAUGGCAGCGAUGUAUGGAUGCAGUGAAGGUUCCAGUCAUCAGCCACAUCCUGUGUGUCUCCAUGAGGUUCCACUUCCUCUGUGAUAUCAUGAGAGUCAUGACUCGCUGGUGCAGGGAGGAAAUCCCCGUGGAGGGAAACUUUGGACAAACGUUUGAUAAACUCAACCACUCCAUUGACAUGCUGUCUAGAGAGUUCACCACUGAACUGUUUCUCCAGGUACAAACCCCACUCCUUACCGAGGAGCAGCAGUCUGUAGUGGGAGCAUCUAUCCUGCAGGAGGAAUUCAGACAGAGCUUGAGGAGAACCUUCCAGGAGGUCCAGACUGUGACAGACCAGCUGCUGGAGAUCCUUCAGCUCCUCCUCUCUUUCACAUUCAUCACCAUCUUCACCACGGCAUUUGGUUAUAGCAGACAGUACAGCCAGGACCUUCACUUCGACAACAUCUACAUCACCACUUACUUCAGACAAAUCGAUAAUCGCAGGAAGUCGUCGGGUAAACGCUACUUGUUGCCUCUGAGGAGAUCAGAGCGGAGUCACUUCAUCGACCCCUGGAGUCCUUCCAUCCAUCCCAGUGAACUCAAACCAAUGGUGGUAGGUGUGUUGCGGGCUGUGUCUCUGGCUGUUCUGGUGUGUGUCUUCCUGGCUGUAGACCUGACGCUGUACCACAUGAUGGAUGUCAUCCACAGGCACACGUACUCAGAGUUCAACCUGACCAGUAAAACCACACAAACGCACACACUUCUCAAGUUGUGUCUUUCUUUAGGUAGUCACCAAGUAGACAUAAAGGUGGACGGAGACUCCUUGAUGGCCAGACUGCUGAGGAAGACCAUUGCAGCCUUCAACAGCUCUUCCCAUUUUGACAUGCAGACAACCAAUCAGAAUUGUUUGGUCCAGCCAACUGUUAUGACGACAAAGCAAUAUUUAUGCAGUACUCUUCCCGUCCUGCUGAUGGUGCUCAUGUGCUUCCUGCAGGUGUAUAGUAAUCGCCUGCACCGCGUCAUCGCUGCCUUCUAUUUCCCCAAGAGAGAAAAGAAGCGGAUCUUGUUUCUUUAUAAUCUUCACAUCCAGAGGCAGAUCCACUCCUCCACCAGAAAGCCCCGCCCCCUCGCCACCAUGGUGCGUUACCAAGCAACAACUGUCUAACUGUCAGUCUGACUGUGUGUCUGUGGCUGUCCGUGUGGUUGAAUGUCUGUCUCUAGUGUUGUCUUGUUGAAAUGACCUGUUACCAAGUUAGAUCAAAAUGGUUGCUCUUCCUGUCUGGGUGUAGGUGUGGUGGGCAUGGUUGGGGUUUAGGUACUGUUGUAUUUGUGG